AUGCCCGUCGGCAUCGAGUUUGGGAUCGAUAACCCCCUCCUUUCCGCUGUCUCGGGAUUGCUUUUUGAUCCUUCGUGCUAUCUCUUCCCGGUAUUUUUUGGUCAGAGAUUCAAGAAUCCGAUACCUUUUUAUUUUUAUUUUGUUUUACCCACAAUGGCUGCAACAACCACCGUGACGGUACCCCAUAUGGGCGGUAUCAAAGUCGGGUAUCGGCUUUCGUCUCCGUCAGGCUCCAUCGACAAGACCAAGCCCACGGUCGUCCUCAUCAACUCGAUGUGCACGACUGUUUCGCUGUUUGAUGACCAGUUCUCCAAUGAAGAGCUGACUUCGGCCGUGAACCUUUUGGCUAUUGAGCCUCUGGGUCAUGGCUCGACUUUUGCUCUCAAGAGGGAAAACUUCACCUACUGGGACACCGCGGAGAUGGCGCUUCAGGUUAUGGACGCGUUGGGAGUUGAGAAGGCUUUUGCUUUGGGAACCAGCCAGGGCGGAUGGAUGGUUGUACGCAUGGCUUUGCUUGCUCCUGAGCGGAUUCUUGGCCUACUUCCUCUCGGUACAUCAAUGGACUCGGAGUCUGCCUACUCGCGUACUCAAGGGAGCUGGGACCCAGCUGCUGUUCUCACUCCUUUCUUGGAAAAGUGGUCGGUUUCCGAGUCAACCCCUGACUUUGUUGUUGACCAGCAAUGGAGGGGCAUGGUCACUGGCCUGGGAUUCGGUGCUGCCCCAAAGCCAGAGCUGUUGGCUUUCUGGGAUGAGACGCUGAAGCAGGUCUAUGUUGGAGAUGAGGGCAGAAAGAAGGUCAGGAUGGCCCUGACCAAUUUGCUGGAGCGUGACGGUCUCUUGUUGAGAUUGCGACACAUCAGGUGCCCUGUUUACUGGUUGCAGGGAGAGCAAGAUCCAGUUUUUGGAGUAAAAUUGCCGGCUGAGCACAUUAAGUUGUUCACCAGCUCCCCCGAGGCUACCUUGACGCUUGUUCCAGGUGGAGGACACUUCUUGAAUGCCACCAGUCCUCGUGAGGUUCAAGAGGCGCUCUUGAGAAUGGUGAGCAAGUAUUCUGCUUAA
Molecule: messenger RNA, 1059 nt
Organism: Podospora anserina S mat+
Lineage: Eukaryota; Fungi; Ascomycota; Sordariomycetes; Sordariales; Podosporaceae
Exons: 4
Coding region: 1-1059 (352 amino acids)
Molecular function (GO): catalytic activity
Source: RefSeq, a predicted model, not a curated record